Cordyceps fumosorosea ARSEF 2679 is the source of this 1782-nucleotide messenger RNA. RefSeq lists its product as hypothetical. The record is from RefSeq and is a predicted model, not a curated record. The transcript has 3 exons. Bases 1 to 1782 code for a protein of 593 amino acids. Gene Ontology annotation, molecular function: zinc ion binding; DNA-binding transcription factor activity, RNA polymerase II-specific. Gene Ontology annotation, biological process: regulation of DNA-templated transcription. NCBI's taxonomy places the organism in Eukaryota, Fungi, Ascomycota, Sordariomycetes, Hypocreales, Cordycipitaceae.
AUGGUAUACUCCGGUCAUCCUUCCAGGGGCUGUCAGAUGUGUCGAACCAGGCGAAUCAAGUGUAUCAAGUCUCGACGAGUAUGCCCUGGUUACAAAGACGAGUUUGAUCUAGUCUUUCGUAACGAGACUGAAGCUACGGAGCGAAGGGCACGCAAAGCCAACAACAAGGCUCUGGCUCUCAAGACGGGAAGGUCAACUUCCCGAAAAGUGCCAGAACUCAAGACUCUGGUCGGCUCGGCUACAUCAAGUGAUCCGUCAAGUACACCGCCAAGUACUCCGUCAAGUCCCUCCCCUGCACCAACUCAGUCACUCGACGAACGGACGGCGCACCACUUCGUUUCCAACUACGUCUUGGUGCCGCCCCAAGGAACCCAGAGAGGGUACUUUGAGUUUGUUAUCCCGCUCAUAAAAGCCAAGAAUCCUUGUCCUCACUUCAAGCUGGCCUUUGAAGCGUGUGCGCUUGCCUACUUCAGCAACCGAAUGAAAUGCCCUGAACGUUUCGAGAAGGCGGCUUUGCACAAAUACGUACAGGCUCUAGCCACUACUGGGCGAGCCAUCCAAGAUCCCGUUGAGUCCAAGCAAGAUGGGACUGUUGCGGCUGUUCUGCUUCUUAGUCUAUUCGAGAAUAUCACUUCUCGACAUUUCGGCAUGCUUGCCUGGAGCACACAUACCGAAGGAGCCAUUCAACUCGUUCAAAGUCGAGGCCGAGACCAACUAAAGACCAAAGUCGGGCGAGACAUUUUUGUUACAGUUCGCACCCAGCAGAUCAUUCACUCUUUCAGCUCUGGUCAGCCCGCAGCGGGUAGCACCGAAUUUUGGAUCAAAGAUGCGAUCAAAGACCCAUUCGCAACUAAUUUGCAGAGAAUAACGCUGCAGAUCAGCGAGCUCAAGACGGAAGCCAACAAACUUCUCGUUUUGCUGCAUCACUCCCCUGACAAUGUCAAAUUGAUCAUGAAUAUUCUAAGAAGGUGUCAGAUGAAAGACCAGGAGCUACAACAGUGGUGCGAAAAUCUUCCCGAAAACUACAAGGGGAAACCUGUGACGUGGGUCAACGGUGUGCCGGACGGCGACUACGCCAAGGCAGAAGUAUACCCAGGCCGAGUCGACGCCUUCCAAGACCUCUGGGUCACGACGGUCUGGGUUACAAUGCGAUGCUCACGACUUGUUCUCGCCUCCAUCAUUGUGAGAGCCAUUGCGUGGGUGUACUCUCCAGUUGACUACCGCACCACCCCCGAAUACGCAACUUGGUCCAACACUUGCGUCAGCAUCAUCACCGACCUUUGUGCAGCUAUCCCAUACCAGUUAGGGUGGUUCAGGUCGCGCCAGGAGCUUCUCGAACGUUCCGACCUCACUAGCUAUUGCUGCGGCGAAGAUGUGGGCGCAAAGGGCCUGUCUGGCUAUUUUGUUACCUGGCCCCUAAGCUGCAUCAUCACGCAGGAUUAUUCAACAGCUCGACAGAGAGAGUGGGCCAAAGGCAGGCUUGAAUAUAUUGCCUGGGAUCUUGGUGUUAGCUAUGCUAAGAUGCUGACUCAUGUCAAUGUGCGGGUGCCUUCAAUGCUCAUCAAGCGAGACGCAAUGGCUGCGAGCGGUUCGGUGGACACAUCUGCGGUGGAUUUCGAAAAGGUCCUUUCAAACCGGAUUGUGCCACCGUCUGGACUUACUGAUGAUCUGUCGUUCUACGGGCAAGCUCGAGAAGGGGCGGGCUUGUUUGGGCUGCACCAGAAAGUGACCAUGGAAAGCACCGUGGCGGGUUACAGAUUCCCAGACAAGGCUGCACACUAA